Caenorhabditis auriculariae is the source of this 1582-nucleotide messenger RNA. The record is from the annotation of a GenBank genome assembly. Lineage: Eukaryota; Metazoa; Nematoda; Chromadorea; Rhabditida; Rhabditidae.
AUGGCGUGUCGAAACCUCCUGACCAACUUGAGCCGACUCUCCUUGAGAAGUGGGGCUCAGCCCGGCGUCUCGUCGGUUGCUCCGUCCUUCCGGAGCUUCGGAACGUCGUCGGCCGCCCUGGACAGCAUCAGAGACAAUCAUCGGCAAGGCACUCGGGUUGUUGGACCUGCUGCUGUUGGUUUUUUUGAAAGAAUAUGCUUGAAAAAUAUAUAUCAAGACUUUUUUUAUGAUUUAAAAAUUUUUACAGUAAAUCUUUUUAAUUUUUUUAAACUUUUUCGAAAAGGGACCCUGGAAAGUCUUUUUUUUCUCAAACAAUUUUUUUCGAUGGGAAAAUGUUCUUUUUUGAAACUUGUAAGCUUUCGCUCGAAUAAUUUGUUCUCUGAUACAUCAAAGAAAAAUAAUAUUUCAGAAGCCAACCGGCUUUUUCUUUCCUAGACACGAAAAUCUGCUUCUUUGAUAAUUUAAACAAAAAUUCCACUGCAUUUAUUCGAAGAAAGAAAAAAAGUUUCUUUUCCAGGAAGUGAUGGAAGGAACGACCGGCGCCGGAGUCCAAGUUCCAGUGAACAUGAACUCUUUGGAGUCCCGGCUCCCCACUUCGGAAACCUUGAAACAGGAAUUCGACGGAGUUCCGUUUUGUGAACUUCCCAUCGUCUACAUCAAAGCCACCAAGAACAACACGCUGGUUCAAGUCAUGGACUAUAAGGUCAUCAAAAAGAAAGAAGAAAUUGUGAACCCUAAAGCUUCAGAAUGAAGAUGUGAUAACGUAUACAUCUUGUCGACUGGAAGGCUUCAAAAAUGCCCGGAAAAAGACGACGAUUGCGGGUCAAACGACGGGUGUCGCGGCGGGACAGCGGCUGGUCCGAAGAGGCGUCACCACCGUCAGAGUGCAGGUCUGUUUCAGUUCCAUUUUAAGUUCGAGAGGGUUAAAGUUCUCAGGAAUUUCAGAGUGGUCCCUAUAAGGGCUGAAAAGAAAAACAGCUCUUAUAAGGCUCGAAAAAGUGGUACCAAUAAGCGUAAAAUUUAGGUGGUCCUUAUAGGUGUUAGGGGAAGUGAGAGCCUAUCAGGGCGUUGCUCCUUUAAGGACCACUCUGAAGUAUUUAAGUCUGGUCAAUUUUCCUCUUUUUUCGAAUUUAUCAACAAAAACAAGAAAAACAGAGAAAAUUUUCUGUUGAUUCAAAAAGAAAGCGAAAAAGCCGAGAUUGGAAAGUUUUCCAGUAACUUUUCUACCAUCUUAAAAACGAAUAAAUGCAUGAUUAGAGUGGAAUUAUAAUAUAACGUGCAUCCAUCACUUUGAACAGGGUAUAAAGUUCGCUCAAGUAACUUUCAGCCGCAUCUUUUAGAUUAUUGAGUUGAAUUUGAAGAGAACUCCACACGAAAAUAAUCUCGUUUUCAGAGACUUCUCGUUUCUAUGAAUCUUGACUCCAAACUGAUCAGUUUUUUUUUCCAGGUGAAAGGCCUCGGCCCAGGCCGAAUGACCUGCGUGAAAGGUUUGACGGUGGCCGGCGUCAAAGUCGUCAGUAUCACCGACCAUACGCCCCUCGCAGAACUUGGGCCCAGACCCAAGAAAAUCCGAAGAAUUUGA